CACAGACACGUGAGGCCGCGACCGAAUCAGUGGGCACCCGAACGGCGAGAGAGAGAGAGAGAGAGAGAAGAGAAGGGAGAGAGGGAGAGAGGGGUCGAGAAGCAUGAAGCUUUUCGCGGUCGCGGGCGCCAUGGCGGUGCUCUUCUGUCAGCUGGCGAGCGGGUUCAUGAUUGCGCCGUCAGCCUUCGCAGGCUCAAGCGUGGUUUCCAAGUCGAGCGCAACCUCGCCAACAUCGAGCCUGCAGAUGCGAGCGCGCAACUGCGACCUCUUGGGCAAGAAGCCCAACCGCAAGGCCCGCGUCGUAACGUUCUCGCACAAGCGCAUCCACAAGGUGCAACACUUGAACCUGCAGUGGCGCAAGAUGUACUGGGAGGAGGGCAAGCGAUUCGUCAGGCUUAGGCUGUCGACCAAGGCAAUCAAGACCAUCGACAAGUACGGUCUCAACAAGGCGGCGAAGAAGUUCAACCUCGACCUCGUCAAGUUCACCGCUUAAAAAACAAAUCUGAUUGGCUGAUUGGUUGAUUGAUUGAUUGAUACCUUGAAUGUUUAAUUUUUUGAAGACAACAAACACCCGUUCAAGGGUGCUAGUUGCCCCCCCCCCCAAGGCUUGGCUUGCGUAGCGGCUCAUUUUUUGUUUGGCCCGCGGUGGUUUCAUGUCGGGAGGGCGGUUGACGAGCGAGGGAAAGGAUAUAGCAUCAACGCCGUACUCGUACAGUGGGAUAGAGUUGGGUCCACUCCUCAAUAGUAGGCGCCGAGUUUUCGUUUUCUUUAGUUGAACUUCGAGCAGCGUUGUGUUGUCUUGAGUUUGAGUUCGAGCAGCGUGCUUGGGAGGCAUGACACCCUGGUAGCUGGGAUAUGUACUGCUGUACGCCGCGGGUCUUCGGUCUAGGCCUGCUGGCCAGCUCCACUAAAUACAUAGCAGGCCGGGGGCAGCCCUGAAGCCCCAGACGUUUUUCUUUUCUUGAAAAAUGAAAGCUCUGCUAAAAGAAGUCACAGGCACUUCCGCAACAGCAACAGC
Messenger RNA from Ectocarpus siliculosus, 1018 nucleotides. The record is from the annotation of a GenBank genome assembly. Lineage: Eukaryota; Phaeophyceae; Ectocarpales; Ectocarpaceae.